AUGGCGACCGACCGCGACGGCGGCGACGACGACGAUCGCGACAUGAAGGCCGACGCUGCCGCGAACCAGGUCUUUCCCCCCGUCUUCUUAUCAGAAAGGCUUGAUUGGAAGGCAGGGUUUGGCCAGCUUAUCAGCGACCCCGACAGAGACGAAAAUGCCAGAAAUAACGACAUUGUCCUGCCAAGCAACCCCUGCUGCACUCAUUGCAAGUGA
Messenger RNA from Colletotrichum higginsianum IMI 349063, 213 nucleotides. RefSeq lists its product as uncharacterized. NCBI's taxonomy places the organism in Eukaryota, Fungi, Ascomycota, Sordariomycetes, Glomerellales, Glomerellaceae. The record is from RefSeq and is a predicted model, not a curated record. The transcript is spliced from 2 exons. Bases 1 to 213 code for a protein of 70 amino acids.